AUGGGGAAAAUUCCUACCACGGCGGCGCUUCGAAACUGGAAUAUUAACAUUGAUGACGUAAACCGCCCCUUUUGCAACUCGAAUGAGGAAACAGUUGGACAUAUCUUCACUUCAUGUUCAGCUGCAUCGAUAGUGUGGCAGCAUGUUAGCAUUUGGUGUAAGGUGACCCCGUUCUCCGCCUCGACGGUUAGAGAAAUUCUGGAGAUACAUGACCACGUCGACCUUAAAGGGCCGGCUAAAGACGUGCUCCACGGGAUCAUUAUUAUUGGUUGCUGGAGUUUAUGGCGGGCUAGGAAUGGUAUCAAGUUCGAGAACAAGCAAGUGCGGAUUGAAGACAUUAUUAGGGAAGUAAAAUCAGUAGGAUACCUUUGGAUUAGUAGUAGACUUAACGCAAGGUCCAUCUCAUGGACCGAAUGGUGUAGUUUUGUGAGUAUGUAG
This is a messenger RNA of Helianthus annuus (common sunflower), 438 nucleotides long. RefSeq lists its product as uncharacterized. The record is from RefSeq and is a predicted model, not a curated record. NCBI's taxonomy places the organism in Eukaryota, Viridiplantae, Streptophyta, Magnoliopsida, Asterales, Asteraceae. The coding region runs from base 1 to 438 and encodes 145 amino acids. The transcript has a single exon.